GCUUAUCUAGUUUAUCGAUUGUAACUUUAUACAUGGAUAGAGGUGUAUUUGCGUGCUUUUGCUGGAUUGUUUCUUAACGCUAUAUGCUGGUGAUUAACUCACGAAGUAAUACCUAAAUCGAAAACAUGGACUAAUGCUUAUCAUCAAGUCAUGUUUCACAAAGAUGCUCAAGAUAUACUGAAGAACAAAAUCGACGCUGUAGACAGAUAUAGGCAUGAAGUCCUCCGUUUCCUCAUAGACCUAAGGGAUGCUGGCAUUCAAGGAAGGGAACACAUCCAAGAAAUGUAUAAGAAAAGUCGAGGUGUCGACGGAGAGCGUAAAUACCAGUACAUAGCUAUUGCAUUAGUUUCACUUCAGGAAAUCAUGCAAGAGGAUCAUUCUAUUGUGGAACAGUUCAGGAAGUACGUAAUCGAACUGGAUGAAGUCAAUUCGAGCAGAACGCUUCUAUUUCAACGAGUGUCGGUGGUGAUGAACAGUACUCUCAAAAGUUUGUCUUUCCAUGGCGAACGCCGUGUGUUUGAUCCAGAUAAACGCUACUUGUUUGAACACAUAUCUAGCAGAGUGAAAAACAGUUCAGCGUUAGUAGUAACCAAUAAGGUCCACUAUUGCUUAGACAAUAAUAUUUUACAUCAAAUGCAUUUAGAUUAUGUUAAACAUUUUCAAACAACCGAAGAAAUGAUAAUAUUACUAUAUUCUCAUAAUAUUCCAUGUGAUAUACCAUUUAAUGAAUGUUAUUUAGUUCUUACAAAAUUUGUGGACAACGCCAACGAAGUUAUUUCUUUGGGCUAUGACAAAGCUUUUACGACAACAAAUGAGGAAAAAGUAAUUCAGCAUCUUCGUAAUAACGACAAAAUCAAACUAUUUAACCCGGGUGAGAUUAUGUUAGAACUUGAAAGAAUAAUGCAGUUGGCUUUUGCAUUUCCAGAAUGUUCGGAUGAUGAUGAAGACGAUCAUGCAGAAAUAAAUCUUGAAGCUUCAGUUCGGAUUCCACACCGUUUACAUUUAUGCAAUAAAUAUCUGUCUAGGACAUGUCAACGGUUUAGUCCCAAAAGCCAGACUAUCAACAUAAAAGAUAACAAAAAGACAUUCUCCACGAGAUUUUGUUCAUGUGUGAAAAAAUCUGCUAAAUAGCUCACCUGAGCACGAGGUUACAUAAUUUGAUUUUGUUGUCUACUUUCAUAGUCGUUCAAUGUCGUCUAUUUGCUUGAACAAUUCCAUUUCAAUUUUUGGUGGAAUAUAUCUAAACUAUUUAAGAAUUUUUCUUGGCCGUAAUGUUAUUAAUUUCUCUCGAUAUUUAGAAACAUUUAUGUUUAUUAAUGACGGCUUUACAGUAACUGACCCCACUAUGGUAAUAUUAUUUCAUUUUCAGCAUUUUAGGCAAUCAAUGUGAACUAAAGUUUGUAGUAUGCGUUUAACGCUUAAAAGUGAUGUUAUGCGCAUCUAACAUUAUAUUCUAUGUUUAUAGAUGUCUAUCGCAACCGUUGUUUAUUUUUGGCGUUUUCACUUUAUACACACUUAUAUUUGUUAAUGUAGCAUCAACAUACUUAAACAUUAUCCCGAAAAGAGAAAAAUAAUGCAUUUGAAUAUCAACCGUUAUUUCGUUUUGACAACUGACGACAGAAAUUAUUCGAUGUACAAUGUGAAUCUAAAUUUAGUCUUAGAGCAGAUUCGUUCAUAGACAACACACGAACACUCACUUCGCUCGGCUUAGUGGACUGUACAGUCAUGUAAAAUAUCGAAUAUAUUAUAUAUUUUUAUAAACAACUGGUAGCAAAAUGAGUUGC
Dreissena polymorpha is the source of this 1784-nucleotide messenger RNA. RefSeq lists its product as uncharacterized. The record is from RefSeq and is a predicted model, not a curated record. The transcript is spliced from 2 exons. NCBI's taxonomy places the organism in Eukaryota, Metazoa, Mollusca, Bivalvia, Myida, Dreissenidae. Bases 151 to 1131 code for a protein of 326 amino acids.